AUGUCUCACUUCUUCGUACUUUCAUGCGUUUUGGCUCUCGCCUCUGCUAGCUACAUCCCUCCUUACUAUGGAGGACAUGAUGAUCAUGGAGAUCAUCAUUCUCGAUAUGGAAAACUUAACGGCGAUGGUUAUGGAGCUCAAGCUGGGUAUGGUUAUGGUUAUGAUGGAUCAGGAUAUGACAAAGCAGCAGGACAUCAAGGAUAUUAUGGAGAUAAUUAUGGAAACGACGGGUAUGCUGAUGGACACGCAGACUACAGCAAAGGAGCUGCUGAUGGGUACGAUGGUGCUCACCAUGAUGAAGGAGCCCGUAAUGCUGUUGAUGCUGAGGGAAUGAAAAAAUACUCUUAUUUCACUUCCGGUUCAGGACCUGAAGGAAGUUACUCCAAAGGAUAUUAUGGAUCUGAGGGAUAUGAUCAUCAAAACGCCAACUCUCGUCAUGCUGCUGAUGGAUCAGGAGCCGGAUAUAAGAAAGGAUAUAACGCUGCUUCUGCUGACGAAGCUGACGCACAAUCUCGCUACGGAAAAGGUGCUGCUUCACAUAAUGGCUACGGCAACGAAUACGAUGCUUCCAAAUACGGUUAUGGCUAUGGAAAAAAUGAUUUCGGAGGUCACAACAAUGGCUGGGUUAACCAGGCUCAUUCCGGAGCUCAUGCUUCUCACGGUCCUUAUUUCUAA
Molecule: messenger RNA, 675 nt
Organism: Auanema sp. JU1783
Lineage: Eukaryota; Metazoa; Nematoda; Chromadorea; Rhabditida; Rhabditidae
Source: the annotation of a GenBank genome assembly